AUGUCGCGCCGUCCAGCAAAAGGAGACUACAUUGAAACGGACACCGGCAACAAGGUCGCCCGCAAGGCCGUCCUCGUCGGCACCCAAAACAUCAUGCUCGGCGGCAAAACCGUCAUCCAGCCCGAAGUCAUGAUCCGAGGCGACCUCGUCCGCACCGCCGCGCCCCCUCCCUCAUCAUCAUCGUCAUCCGGCGCCGCCCCGCCAAACACCACCGCCGUGGCCAUCGGCCGGUACUGCUUCCUCUCGCGCGCGGUGCUGCUGCGCCCGCCCGGCCGCAUCUACAAGGGCGUCUUCACGUACAUGCCGCUGCGGAUCGGGGACCACGUCUUCAUCGGGCAGGGGACCGUGGUGCAGGCGGCGAGCAUCGGGAACCAUGUGUAUAUCGGGAGUGGGUGCGUCAUCAACGAGUUUGCCAUUAUCAAGGACUAUGUCAAGGUUCUGGAUGGGACGAUUGUUCCGGCGAACAUGGUCAUUCCGAGCUUCUCGAUUGUGGCGGGCCAGCCGGGGCGUGUUGUGGGCGAGCUGCCGGACGGUGCGCACGAGGAGUUUGAGCUGCGAGACUUGUACAAGACGGUGGGCAACAAUCCGCAGCCGGCGGCGGCUUGA
This is a messenger RNA of Trichoderma citrinoviride, 606 nucleotides long. Its product is annotated as trimeric LpxA-like protein. The transcript has 2 exons. NCBI's taxonomy places the organism in Eukaryota, Fungi, Ascomycota, Sordariomycetes, Hypocreales, Hypocreaceae. The record is from RefSeq and is a predicted model, not a curated record. Bases 1 to 606 code for a protein of 201 amino acids.